Molecule: messenger RNA, 5693 nt
Organism: Xiphias gladius (swordfish)
Lineage: Eukaryota; Metazoa; Chordata; Actinopteri; Istiophoriformes; Xiphiidae
Gene: matr3l1.2
Product: matrin 3-like 1.2
Exons: 23
Coding region: 824-4354 (1176 amino acids)
Cellular component (GO): nucleus
Molecular function (GO): RNA binding; zinc ion binding
Source: RefSeq, a predicted model, not a curated record
AAAGGGAUCAGAACACAUAAACUAAAAGUGAGGCUCCAGCAACAUACGUUACAUUGAAGAGAUUUAGAAAGUAGAUUUAGUUCAUUCUUCCAUCUGCCGCAGUAGUGUCCAAAGUUUGGUUUGAGCUCAGUCCAUCUCUUCUCAUGAAUGUGGAAAUUUCCCUUUAUAAUAUCUGUUGUACAUAACAUAAUUUGAAGGUUGGGGAAGUAAAAAGUUUGACUUAGUAUUUCACAGUUUUGACUUAUCAAGAAUAUUUUUAUUUAUUUCAUGCAACUUUUUCAUUUUUUCCCCAUAAUCUUCACAGCUGCAAAGUCUUCAGAACUUGGAGUGGAAACUUCCAAAGGUUCAUGAAGGCAGCGCUGUAGUCCGGACUCGGGCGGUUCGCUUCGCUUCGCUUCGGUUCGUUUCGAUUCGUUUCGUUUAACUCGUUCACAAACAACACGCAUAUUAAAGAACUAAUUCGGAACUGUGCGUGUUUGUAAUGAAUAAACAUACCAAUGAUAAUCAUAUUUACAGUAAACAUGACGAGCAGAGACUAAAUAUCGCGAUACUUCAUUGCUCCCCUUUCAUGUGCGCUAUUGGGUUCAGCUAGUUGUCAGCUACGCACCGAGGAAAACUAAGCAGAAAUAAGACAUUCUCCAGAGGAAGAGGAGUUCCCCUCCACUUUGACCAAGUUUACUCUUUGCACAAGAAAUUAAGUGACGUUAACUUCCCCCAGUCCUUAAAAAAUAGACACUUUUUUAGUGGCCUGCUUCAUUCUUUAUCUUGACUCAUCUGUACUGAGGCGUUUUGAAGCCGGAGAGCAGCUCCACUUUGUGACGUCAUGUCUCAGAAGUCGCAGUCAGAUGGUGGUCAGAAACACUUCGCUGUGGGUCGGGGGCUCCUGGCCGCUGCAGAGACCUUGAACUUCAGCAUGAACGAACAGCGAUCCAGCCGGCAGAUGGGGGGCAUGUCCGCAGGUGUUGGGGUGGGCGGUGGUGGCGUGGAGGGCCAGGAUGGCGGCGCUCAGAUGUCCCGGCGUGGUGGCGGCAGCAAUCUUGGCAGCACCAUGAAGCUGUUUGCCAGUUUGGGGCUGUCGCCCUCUGACCUGGAUGCUCUGGCUGAAAUCCCCGAGGAGGACAUCAGCGUGGAGACGCUGCCGCACAUCCUCAUGCAGCUCAAGAGCCGCAAGGGGGACACAGGAGAGCGGCGGGGGGCAUCCUCCAUGUCCUCUGACGCUGCUUAUGGAGGAGGCAGGGACAGCUGGGACGACGUACACAUAGGGAGGAUCGAUGGUCCUUCUCUGGGUCAGGGUUCAGCUAGGGCCCAGCCCUCUACAGACUUUGGGUACAGUUCCCUGCAGGACGUCUCCUCCAGCCGGGGCUACAGCUUAAAUUACAACAGCAGUGGUGGGGGUGGGAGCAGGGAGAGGCCUUUUUCUGAGCUUUCCCACCACGAUUCCUACGGUGGGCUCGGCAUGGGGCCGCCAUCGUCUGACCCCGUCUUUAUGCAGAGGAGGAUGGGCUCCCCGUCAAAUGGAAAAGUCCAAGACUUCUUGGGAGUCAUGCCCCCCAUGUUCCCCCAUGUGUGCUCUCUUUGUGACUUUGACGUUCAUUCCACCAUGGAGUGGAACCAACACACUAACGGACUUCGACAUGCUGAAAACAGACGACUGCUCCUCGACAUGUAUCCGGAGUGGGACCCUGGUAUGUCCUCUGGCAGAGGUGGGGGUGUACUGGAGACCUCCAACCUGUCUGCAGGACUGUUGGGACCUGCCCCCUUGUCUUCACCUCAGACAGCAGGAGGGAUGCCCUCCAGCUGGGGAGGAGGUGGAGGACCUGGUAUGUCGGGAAAGAACCAGCCAGGACAGAAUAAGUUGAGAAGCAGAGUGGUGGUGGUGAAGUACGACAGGAAGCCUCUCAGCAACAAGACUCUGUUCGCCUUCACCGAGCCGUUCGGCUGCCUGAGGGAGCACCUGGUCCUCAAAAACAAGGCCUUCUUAGAGAUGAACAGUCAUGAGGAGGCUCAGGACAUGGUGAACUACUACGAGCAGCAUCCAGCAGCUCUGUAUGGCAAACCCAUCACCUUCUACCUGUCCAAGAGGCUGAUGGUCAUCGAGAAGGACGAGCGGUCGUCGGACAGGUUGAGAGAAAGACCUGUCAGGGAUGUCAAAGGUCACGGCAGCCAGGUGGUUUUCUUCUCCAACCUGCCCAGAGAGGAAGAGAAGAAGAAGGAGCUGCUGACCAUCGCUGGACGCUUUGGCAUCGUGGAGAAACACCUUUUUUUAACGGAUCAGGCAUUUGUCCAGCUGGGAACCCCGGAGGACGCAGAGAUGCUGGUGAAGUAUUACAGCGUGAACCCCCUCACCAUUAAGGGAAGACCUAUACGCCUCAACAUCUGCACAAAGUACAAAACGCUCAAUGUGAACCGGAGACAGGGUGGAUCCGCUGGAGACGGUCGAGGCCAGAGGAGCGGCGGAACAAACGCCGCCUCCUCCACUUCUGGAACCAGGACCUCCUCCAACUCCAGAGCCUCCUCGUUUAAAUCCUCGUCCAGCUCCAAGCCCAAAGAGGAGGAGAAGAAGGAGGAGGAGAACAAAGCAAAGGCUGAAGAGAAACCUGCCACAGAUGAGGAGGAGGUUUCUGGAGUAAUGGAGGGGGAGGACGGAGGGGAGGAGGGGGAGGAGGGAGGGGAGAAGGACGGCGCCCAGCAGGUAACCGAUGGAGAUGCAAAGGGGGAGGAGCCAGAGAGAGCAGAGUCCGUGAAGGACGCAGUGGAGGAGUCUUCAGGAGAUGUUCAUGGGCGGCAGGGUCCUGAUGGUGGUGAUGUCACUGACACACCUGGACGUGUGGGCGGGGCUGAAGGUGAGGCCAAGCAGUGGGCGGAUUCAGAGGGACAAACGGAACCAACAGAGACUGAGGCCUCGACUGAAGAACACGAGAACAAAGAUGAACCGACCACAGAACUAGGAGAGAGUUCAGAGACUGCGGAGGGAGACCUGCCUGCAGACAUGUUUCAGCAGGACUUCCUGGAGAACAUGGAGGACUUUGUUACAUUGGAUGAACUGGCAGAGGAGGAGGACGAAGAACUCGGAGACUCUGACACCAUCGACAAUACAAGGAGAGGGGGUAUGAGGGUGGUGAACAUCGUGGGUUUCAGACGAGGUUACAACUUCCUCAACGAGCUGCUGGGACUUGCCAAACCUUUUGGGAAAGUGGUGAAACACCUGGUGCUGGACUUGAGACCCGAGGCGUACCUUCAGUUUGCCACAGAAGAAGAAGCUCGAGCGAUGGCCAAGUUUUACAACAGUAACGUCACGGCGUCGGUGUGCGGUCGGCCGGUCAGGGUCAGUCACUCCAUGACCUACCCCACCAUCCAGUGCGGCUCCAGCAGGGUGGUGUACGUCGGUCAGAUCCCCAGCAGUAAAUACUCGGACGACGCCGUCCUGAAACUCGCCGAGCCAUUCGGGAAAGUCAGGAAGUAUUUCCUCAACAGGAUCAAGAGAGAGUGUUUCAUUGAGAUGGACAAAGCCGAAGAUGCAGAGAAAAUGGCUGAAGAGUGCAAAGCCAAUCCACCGAAGUUCAAUGGGAAACGUCUGACUGUCUACGUCAGCAGGAAGUACAGACAGCUCAAACACGGACAUCGGUGUCCGACAGUUAAGAGAGAAAACAGCGGCACUGCGACAAAAUCCUCCAAACACCCUGAAGAACCUCCAGCCAAGAAAUCCAAGGAGGAGAAGGAGGGAGAGGAGGAGAAAGUGAAAGAGGAGGAGGAGAAAAGGGAGGAGGAGAAGGACAACAAGGAGGAGGAAGAGAUGCAGAGCUCUGAUGCGAGCAGUGGUGAAGAGAAGAAAGAAGAAAACUCAGAGAGGAAUCCCGAAGUUUCUGAUCCGAAGCUGAAGAGCUGUGAGGAUCUGCAGGAGGUGAAACAGGAGGAGCAGGUGGAGGAGAUGGAGACUUCGACCAAUCAGAACGGGCAGACUGAGGCUCCCCCGCCUGCUGAAAACAAACCCGGCGUGGCGUCUCUGCCGCUGCCCCCCUACGACCCCGACGCCCCCCUCGGUGUUGAACACGUGAAGAUGGGUUAUUACUGCCGCGUCUGUUUCCUGUUUUACUCCAACGAGGACACAGCCAAGAAAACCCACUGCAGCAGCCAGAUGCACUACGACAAGCUGCAGGGAAAAUCAAAACAAAAAGAGAUCCACACCACUGUUAAAGAAAGAUCCAGUGAAAUAAAAGAGAGUAAACAUCCUCAGGCUGGAAGAUCAGAAAUAUCUGGAGAAGGAACAGAGCAAAGCAGAGAAGAAGAAAGGGAAGAAGACGUCGUCGUGAAAACACCGUGGGAGGUUUCGCUCUUUAUUUUUCUUUUAGUUUAGUGUUCGGACUCGGAGCCCAGUGCAGACUUAACACGUUGGGAAACAGCUCGAGGGAUCUGGGACGUUUGUCUGGCAGGUAAACUGUGGAUGAAAUCGUGUAGUCUGCAUUAGGCUUUAUUUGACCCCCCCCCCUGCUUCAAUGUCACAUGUUGGAAAACCCCAGACCUGAAGACUACAAAGACUUUCAGUGUCCCGGAAAGCGUCCACGGAAUGUGAUGAGGUGUGAGCUGCAGCGGCCGAUGCAGACGCACAGCGAGAAGAGAAUCAACAGGAAAGUUCAAGAUUUUUCUUCAAGUCUGUCUCAUUCCGCCUCUCGCACGUUCUGUCCGUCCAUGUACAGAGUUGUCGGUGUGCUCAGACUUCACCUCGGUCACGUUAAUUUGACCGCCGGACAGUUUGCGUUGCUUCUCCCGGAACAGCUCAUUAACGUACACGUCGCCAUUCAUCUGUCGGUCGAUCUUUAGUUUAUAAAACCUCAGAAUAUAGUGAAAAAUGCGAAUCACAAUUUUCCCAAACUGGAUUUCAGAUGUCUUGUUUUAUCCGGCCGACUGUCCAAAACGCAAAGAUACUCACUUUGGAACUGAACCCACUGGUCAAUCGAGAAUAUUAAUCGGCUCGGUCUUUUCGGCCGGACCGGCCUUAGAAACGCGAAUGUCGUCGGCCGGCUGAGUUGAAUUGCUCGAUUAAUCAACCGGUGGAUUCAGUUCUGUACUGAACUGUUUGGGUUUCGGAUGAAACGAGACACCUGCGCCUUUUUUUGUUUUUGUUUUUUGUCUAGUGAGAUCAAAAAACGGAUGGAUGAGUAAAACAAAACAUCAGACUGGAUCUAGUCCAGCUUUUACAGUGUCGGGAAGGGACGGACAGGAGUCGCCAUCACACGCCAACAGCUCUUCACAUGGACAUAUGAACACGUUAGCGCUGGAUUAAAGGGAUAGUUCAACAUUUUGGGAAAUAAUCUUUGACCACUCUGGUUAGCUUAGCUUAGCAUAAAGACUUGAAACGAGGGGGCGCACAGCUAGCCUGGCUCUGUCUGUGUUUAAGAUAAGUUAAGCACUGAAACUAUUUCUUGUCAAACAGUUUAUCCUUCCGCCAAGCGCCACACAGUCAAUCCACAGAAUCCCUGGGCGGAUGGAUACACACAUGUGCCGCUGUUUGUCAAGAAAUAGUUCCAGCAGGUGACACCAGCCUGAAGCUGAGCUGUAGAGGAACGAUUCCUUUAAGUCUGGUUUCAUCCUCAUAGAGAACAAACUUUGAAUUUGCUGAACUGUGAUGUUUUAUGGCUCAGUUUUUACGUUGUUGAUUAUUUGGAUGUUUUAUAAAAUAAACCAGUUUCCUCCAA